AUGGCAUUGGUUGGAUCAAGCAUAUUCGCAGUUAAAGUAACCAAGGCCCAACUAGCCAGAGGCGAUCCCGUCGGUUUAAACAGCAUUCUAGACGACUGGUCUCGUGCGCCUAGCCGAUAUUUCCCUCCACAUCAAGAUCUGUCGGUAUCGUUGUCUCCCAAAGACCAAUGGGAUUCAUCGAGUGAAGCUCCUACAGCACUUGUCUUUGAUGCUCCCACCCUCGCACGCGAAAAAGUCAACGUACCAAGAACAGCAGAUUCGAGACCAUCUUUACGGUGUACGAUUUGCGCUCCAGGGCGCUAUUCCAAGAAAAAAUGCCAGUGUGUCUUGCCAGAAACAGAUAUCUUUUUCUCCCGGUUUUUUGUUCGGCAUCGUGCAGAAUAUCCCAGACAUAUCCAGAAAUUCAUCACCGAUAGUCCUGAGAUCUUCAUAAAAGCUGGAUAUUUGGCGAUAGCGUCUGGUAGAGAUUGAGUACGCAUUUUGUUCCAUGGAAAGAGCGACAGCAAAGAAGCCACGAUCGCUGGCGACAGCGAGAAACUGUACCGUAGCAGUCUUGGGAUAAUGUAGAGUCAUGCGGCAAAAAGUUUGAUAUGGCGUGAUUACCAGCUCCUUACAUAAUGUUAGUAUGGCUCUUGCCUCGAGAAACUUCAACUUUU
This is a messenger RNA of Zychaea mexicana, 656 nucleotides long. RefSeq lists its product as uncharacterized. The record is from RefSeq and is a predicted model, not a curated record. The transcript is spliced from 7 exons. Lineage: Eukaryota; Fungi; Mucoromycota; Mucoromycetes; Mucorales; Lichtheimiaceae. Bases 1 to 471 code for a protein of 156 amino acids.